UUCUUUCCCUUUAUAUACCAUACCAUCCAUCCAUCCAUCUUUUCUCUCCAUAGCCCCUUCUUCUGAAGCCAAGCAACGGCCAAGCAACAAGAAUGGUCACACACGAUCGACCACUCAGCACCAUGAGCCCAUCCUCUGCAGACCAGCCAUCCCAGCAGCAGCAAAAGCAGAAGCAAAAGCCAAGAAAGCCCAAGAACAAGAGCAAAAACAAGCCAGACCCUCAACCAGCUGCACCGAAAGUCCUUCUUGCCGACAAGAUCGGACAAUCUCUCUACGACCGCCUCAUCGACAGCAGCAGCGCCAACACCACACACUCGACCUCCUCGUCCCUCAAAAGCCUCGCCUCCAGCCGCACCAGCCAUGACUCCUCCUCCUCGUCCUCCUCUUCCUCCAACCCUAACAGAAACCACACCCACAACAAACCCCUCCCCCUCUCCCAUCCCCCGAAUCCACACCCUCACGUACCCCCACCCCCGGUCUCGACAAUCACCUCCCUCGCCGCCCACCACGGCCAAAUCUCGCACAUGGGCCUCCUCGACCCCAGCUACCACCUCUUCCUGAACACCACCCACACCGGCCUGCUGUGCUUCAAAGUGCUCAACAAAGUGGCCAUCAUCGCCGGCGACCCGCUCUGCCACCCGUCAUCCUUCUCCUCGCUCCUCUCGGAGUUCAAGGUCUACCGAAAGCGGCAGCACUGGGGCAUUGCGUUCCUAGGCGCGAGCCCAGAACUACUCCACCACGCCAGAAUCACGAACGCGCACUGGACGAGUCUGCAGUUCGGGCAGGAGAGGGUGUUGAAUCCCCUUACGAGUCCGAUCCUCGCGGAGACGGCGGGGAAGAGGAUUCUGGUGCAGAAUAAGCAGUUGUUGAAGGGCGGGUGGGAGGUGGAUGUUUAUGUUCCCGGGGGACAUGGGGAUGAAGCGUUGGAGAGCGAGUUACGCGGCAUAUAUGAUGAGUGGCGCAGCGAGCGGAAUACCAGUGGGACAACGCAGGCGUUCAUCACCGAGUAUGAUCCCUUCUCGAUGCCGGAGCUGAUGACGUACGUUUACUGCAAGGGGCCUGGCACCGGUCCCGACAGCGCAGUGUGCGGAUUCGCAGCAUUACGAUGGAUCGGUGCCAAAGGCGGCUAUCACCUCGACCCGUGCAUCGCGAGACCCGGGGCCGCGCGGGGCCUGAGCGAUCUGUUGGUGUUUUCGGCGAUGGCGCUGCUGCGGAAGGCCGGCGUCGGGUAUCUAGGGUUUGGCUACGAGCCGUUUGAGCAUCUGGGGGAGGUGGUGGGGUUGCCUGGCCCCGUGGAGAAGAUGACCCGCAUGGUGUAUCGGUAUACGUUCCAGAGGCUGCCGAUUAGUGGGAAGAAGGCGUAUCAUGAUCGGUUUCGCCCGGAUGAGGACCUGGAUCGAGGGCUGUUUUUGGUGUUUCCGGCCGCGUUGCCGGAGGUGAGGCAGAUGGUGGCCAUGACGCACAUUGCGAAUAUUAGUAUUCGGCGGUUGGUGUUUCGGGUGUGAUUAUAUUGUUUAGAGAAUACUGCUAGGGAGCUGUUGGGACUUGGGAUGGUUGGCUUAGUGAUUGGUUUUGGAAUGGGGAUGUGAGUGUGAGUGUGAGUGUGCAUAUGGGGGUUUGGGGGUUUGUAAUACUAUAGCGGUGAUUCUUAUUGCUUGUAUACACCCUUUUUGUCUAUGAUUAUCUUCUUC
Molecule: messenger RNA, 1691 nt
Organism: Aspergillus heteromorphus CBS 117.55
Lineage: Eukaryota; Fungi; Ascomycota; Eurotiomycetes; Eurotiales; Aspergillaceae
Gene: ergS
Product: protein ergS
Exons: 2
Coding region: 93-1505 (470 amino acids)
Biological process (GO): phospholipid homeostasis
Molecular function (GO): aminoacyltransferase activity
Source: RefSeq, a predicted model, not a curated record